AAGCUUAGUCAUAUUUAUAUUUGACAUUUGACAUGUCAUAACAUAAGUAUUAAAUAUUUUGGAUUGUUUUAAAUAAAAAAAAUAAUUAAAUUUCAAGAAAUGGAUAUCUUGAAAGCUGAAAUAGCCCGCAAACGAAAAUUAUUAGAAGAAAAAGAACUUUUGGGAAAUGAUAAAAAAUAUUUCAAAAGAGGAGAACUUAUUGCAAAAGAACAAGAAGAAUAUCGUAAAAAGUACUAUAUCCAAAACGAAGCGGAUGAAAGCUCCUCUACAGUGGUGGAAGGUCAAAAUAUUGAAUCAGAUGUUCAACACAGCAUUCUACCUAGAUCUGAAGUAAUAAUAAGGUUAAGAGAUAGAAGUGAACCAAUUUUACUUUUUGGUGAAUCCGAGUUGGAUGCAUUUAAAAGGCUAAGAAAAUGUGAGUUACUCGAACCUGAAGUAAACAAAGGUUUUCGUAAUGAUUUUCAAGAGGCAAUGGAACAAGUUGAUCAGGCAUAUCUUAAUGAAUUGUUUAAAGAAACAGAGGGUACCAAAAGUGUUGAAAAAGUGGAUAAAUCUCAAAAACAACUUACUGUUGAUUAUGAAGAAAUCAGAGAGAUGGCCAAAAGUAUGGGACGAGGAAAUAGAGAGCAUGAUAUGACUGUGAUUGUACAUUUUAUACAGUUGAUGUUGAAGAAAUGGGCGGAACAACUGCAAAAUAGAUCCAAGGAAGAAAAGGGAGGUACAAAAGGUAAACUCAAAGGAGCCACCUAUGCACAGACACAAGAAUAUCUUAAACCUCUCUUGAGGAAAUUGAAAAAUUUCACCUUACCAGAAGAUAUAUCUGACAGUCUAACAGAAAUUGUUGUUCAUUUACUGGAACGAAAUUAUUUGAAGGCAAGCGUAGCAUUUUUGCAAAUGGCCAUAGGUAACGCCCCUUGGCCAAUAGGUGUUACCAUGGUGGGUAUCCACGCACGUACUGGAAGAGAAAAAAUUUUCUCAAAAAACGUCGCACAUGUGAUGAACGAUGAAACCCAAAGAAAAUACAUCCAGGGUUUGAAGCGGCUAAUGACUAAAUGUCAAGAAAUCUAUCCAACUGAUCCUUCUAGAUGUGUUGAAUAUCAAGCUUUUGGUAAACCUGAAGAUGUCACUCAUGAAUAAAAUGUGUUACGAACAUUUCCCAUUAUAUACGUUCACAAACACAGAAUAAACGAUACAGAAAAUCUACACACUAAGGCACUUUAUAUGAAAAGCCUCAAUUGUAUCCGAAACAGGUUCUACGAUUUUUGUAUAUUUUGUUUGUUCUUCUGUAUUUUUUUUUCUUCUUGAAAUCCCAAAGAAAUGCCGAAUAUGUUUCAUGUAAUGGUCUCCAUACUUAAUUACUAUAUUCCAAAGUAAUAUUUGCAAGAUCUCCUCCAUAUUUAGAAUACUCCAUUUACAAAGCGGUAAUUAAAUAAACCAGUUUCAUUCAAAUAAUCUUUAAUUAUUUAUAUCUCUACAGAAAUCUCACAACAAGGUCUACUGACAGUUGAUAAGUAGUUUAGUAAAUAACGUUUUAAAAAUCGAACAAACUGACAGGGAAAAGGCUCCUGAAAAAUGUUCAUGAAAAAUCAAAAAAAAUUUUGAUUUAGUUAUAAAAUGAAGAACAGUUCAUUUUAUGCAAAUUUGUACUAAUGCUUAAUUUUCCGCAACAUCAUUACUUUUUGACAAACGGGAGCACAAAAAUAAAAAAAAAUAAUCAUGAUUUUAAGUCUAUUUUUUCAGUUUGAAAUAACACAUGAAUUAGGUCGAACCGUCAAGUUUUACAAGUUAUUUUGCAUAAAAAAUAACCUAAAAUCAAGACAAAUUAUCAUGAAAAAUAUAUGAAAUAAUACAGGAAGUAAAAGGUUGAGGAAAACCAUAAUUUCGAUACUAAUAAUGCAAUUUCAUGAAAUUCUACACACUGUAGAUCGCGCUGCCACGUCCUAUCACCCUUGCGAAAUAGUCUGUGGUUAUAAAAAAGAAGGCCCGGGCAAGGACAAACUCUCAACAAUUAUAGGGGUUAGGAAUAUGAUUUUUUGCCGAGAAAUAAAGUGUUUGGACUACAUUCAUUGGUUGAGCACUUAAGCGCUAUAACAUGAGAAUGGGGCUGAAAAAAGAAUCCAAAGCUCUUUGAUAACUUUGUGGGUGAUAUUUAGAGCUGGUUAGAUACAAAAUAAACAAGCGGUAUUGAAAUCGUAGGCCAUAUUUCCCUUUUAGAGCUAGCAAAAUUGUCAAACUACAUUGUGUCAUUCUUGUAUAACAAUUUUCUUGUAACGCCUCCUGAACACCUGCUGGACUCUUCUUCCAGGAACAGAUGAGAUGACUCGGACAAGUCAAAGAGUUUUAAACCACAGAAUAUUUCUGAAAAAAUAUACUUUCACACUGCCCAUGUAUGUAGCUUGACAAUUCUUUUGAAAAAUUAGAGUAAGUUAGGGGUAGUCUAUUUUUUCGUGAGACGUCGGAACAUAUGAGUUAUAUACAUGGCUGGAAAGUUCGUCAUGUCAUUUUUGUGUUCAACAAGCUCAAUAAUGGAGACAAACAAGGGUCAAAAGUGAACAAUCACUAAAAAAAAUUACCAUAGAAAAAAGACGUGUUAUCAAAAAAGAGACAGUGUAUACUUUCCAAUAAUGUGCAACAGUAAAGCAUAUAGAGAUUUAUACAUAUUUAAUUAAUUAUGUGCGGACUUUUUCGAAAACAGCCAAAAAAUGGAAUUUUAAAAGUUGAAGUUGAAAGAAAAACACCCGUAAAACCUUUCUGGGUUAAUUCAAUACCCGUUAAGGACCUAUUAUCCAAAAAUAUACAAAUGUAUGAAAAUUCUUAAUGAAAUAAUGUGAAAAUUCCAAAAAUUUGGAAAACAUAUGAAAAAACUUUUUUAUUUCUUUAAAAUAAACUUUUUUCCAUCAAUUUUGACUUCAAUUUAUUGAAUAAUUUGCCCUACCAGCAACGUGUAAAUCCACGGAAGCUACUCUGCUGAAGUCGGGACAGGAGCUAGAAAUACAGGGCACGUUCGCGACUCAUUAUCUCGAAAACUAUCGUAUUUUUAACAAAAAUUAUAACUAGACUAUUCUUGUAGAGCAUGAACUGAUCUUCAUUACUUACCUGAAUGAAAAUUUUCUAAAUGCUAUCUUUUUUGAGAUAUUGACGAAAAUCUUCGGAAUUUUGCAGCCAUUUUUCCCAAAAUGUUUCAGAAUUUCAAAGUGCUAAUCACACCAAUGCAGUACUACCACAACUAAAGACCUAUCUAGAUGAAGUUAUGUUAAAAUAAGAUCCACAUUUGAGUAAAAAGCAAAUAAGGAAGUUGAGAAAAUAUUUAUAUCCUACUUUGUUUAGAUUGUAAUUAUAUCUGGAGUUUAGAUAGAAAACGAUGCUCAAAAUGUAUGCGUAUUGACUUUAAUAAAAAAUAUAGGGGAAUUCAUUUGAAACAAUGAAGGUUAUCAUAUUUCCAGAAAAUGUAUAUUCCGACAUAAUAAAUUUCUUUACUUUCUUACUUCUUAGAGCCUUUUUUAUGUUUUUGUUGCUAAAUUUCUAUUUCGGUCUCUCAUAAUAUUUCGAUAGCAAUAUAAUAUCGCCCAAAAUGCAAACAAAAAAUUAUGAAAAUCGUGCAAACUGUUUUCUUUACAUAUAAAACAGUACCUAUUCAUCGACAUAUAUAUAAAAAUAUUGAUUUUUCAACAAAGUGAUAUGAAUCCAAUAAUACUAUAAUUCGUACUAAAUCACUACACCAACACUCACAAUUACACCGUGUAUAUAACCAAGUAAUUGUCUUCAGACUUUUUUCCAAACGCAAAAUGAAAAACUAGAAAAAUUUACUCAAUCUAAAACCAAAUUCGGUAAAGAGUAGUAUAUAUGAAAUUAACUGUAGUGAUUGAUACGGAAGGUAUAUUCCGUUGUUGCCCGGUUUAAAGAUCACAUAGCUCAUUUAAAAUAUGGACGGACCGAAAAAUUAGACAAAUAUUAAUAAUGUAAAAUUGUUAUAAAAUAUAUCCAAUAAUAAAUUGUUGGAUGUAUUUGAAAGCAUCGAAAUUGCUAAAUGUAAGUGUAGCUUAAAUAGGGAUGAAGGGCCAAUUCCUUACAGCUCACUCUAUAGUUUAGUAAUAAAAAAAAAAAUUUUCGCCAAGGAGGUAUUUCCGCUAGAAUUAAAUUUCGAGGGAGAAGGUUUUUUGGUGGGAGCAUUAAGUAUAAAACAGGGAAGUCAAGUCAUUAGGUUUUAGUUUAACUUCAGUCUCUGAAGAUGAUAAUUUGGUUUUCGAAACGCGCGUCAGACAGUGUAAUUGUAAGUGGUUUUGUAAACAGUAAACAUCAACGGUUCCAGAAAUUCCAAAUUACUAUACUUUGUAGAUAAACAUCGUUUUAAGCAUAAACGCUAUGUAUUAAAUAAAAUUUCAGUUUUGUUACAAAGUGAUUAAUUAUAACUGUAUAUUUGUAAAUAAAGGUGAGAAAAAUGA
Molecule: messenger RNA, 4442 nt
Organism: Diorhabda sublineata
Lineage: Eukaryota; Metazoa; Arthropoda; Insecta; Coleoptera; Chrysomelidae
Gene: Prp18
Product: pre-mRNA-splicing factor 18
Exons: 6
Coding region: 100-1137 (345 amino acids)
Biological process (GO): generation of catalytic spliceosome for second transesterification step; RNA splicing
Cellular component (GO): U4/U6 x U5 tri-snRNP complex; U2-type post-spliceosomal complex; U5 snRNP
Source: RefSeq, a predicted model, not a curated record